UGGUGGCCCAGGUGCCACGCCGGGUGGCAAUGUCCCCGUGCCGGUGCCAGCCCUGCUGUCCCUCCCUCUGUGCCGCCCGCAGGUGCCACCGUGUGCCAGCCGCCGCCGUGUCCCCCGGGCCAGCGCGUCACCUGCGAGCCGCAGGACGGCGAGGACGUGCGCGUCAUCGGGGGCUACCCCUGCCUGCCGCUGUCCCAGCCCUGGCAGGUGCUGCUCUACGGCCCCCUGCGCUGCGGGGGCGUCCUGCUGCGGCCCCUCUGGGUGCUCACCGCCGCCCACUGCGCCAAGAGGGGUCUCCGCGUGCGGCUGGGCGAGGACGACCUGACGCGGCGCGAGGGGACGGAGCAGGAGCGGCGCGUGGCGCUGGCCGUGACCCACCCGCGCUUCGACCCGGCCACGCUGGACAACGACCUGGCCCUGCUGCGGCUGGACCGGCCGGCGCAUCGGCCGCGGCGUCCCGGCCACUGGCCCUGCCCCGCGCCUGCGCCCCGGCCGGAGGCCUCCUGCCUGCUGUCCGGCUGGGGGACGGUCACCACGCCGCAGGUGACCCUGCCGAACCGCCUGAUCUGCGCCUACGUGCAGGUGCUGUCGGACGCCGCGUGCCGCCGCGCGUACCCGCAGCGCAUCACGCCCAGCAUGCUCUGCGCCGGCGUCCGCAACCGCCGCGUCGACUCCUGCCAGGGUGACUCUGGGGGUCCCCUCUCCUGCAACGGGACCCUCCAGGGCGUCGUCUCCUGGGGGCUGCAGACCUGCGCCCUGCCCGGCCACCCCGGCGUCUACACCAAGGUGUGCGAGUUCGUGUCCUGGAUCCAGGACACCAUGGACAGCACCUAGGGACAUUGGGGACACCUUGGGGACACC
Vidua macroura (Pin-tailed whydah) is the source of this 861-nucleotide messenger RNA. Its product is annotated as kallikrein-14-like. Gene Ontology annotation, molecular function: serine-type endopeptidase activity. The record is from RefSeq and is a predicted model, not a curated record. Lineage: Eukaryota; Metazoa; Chordata; Aves; Passeriformes; Viduidae. Gene Ontology annotation, biological process: proteolysis.